Messenger RNA from Thamnophis sirtalis, 2286 nucleotides. NCBI's taxonomy places the organism in Eukaryota, Metazoa, Chordata, Lepidosauria, Squamata, Natricidae. The record is from RefSeq and is a predicted model, not a curated record.
UUUCCUCUUCCGGAAUCGCCCCUCCGGAGGCCCUCUUCCCGCUCGGGCCGGUCCCGGGAUGGCUCCGCGGCUGCAGCUGGAGAAGGCGGCCUGGCGCUGGACGGAGACGGUGCCGCCCGAAGCCGUGACGCAGGAGCACAUUGAGGCGGCCUACCGGAUCGGGCUGGAGCCCUGCCAGCGGGGCGCUUGCAGGAGAAACUGCAGAGGGAAUCCCAAUUGCCUGGUGGGGAUUGGAGAGCACAUUUGGCUAGGGGAGAUCGAUGAAAACACCUUUCACAACAUCGACGAUCCCAACUUUGAGAGGCGAAAAAAGAAUGCCUUUGUAGGCCUCACCAACCUGGGGGCCACGUGCUACGUCAACACUUUCCUACAGAUGUGGUUCCUAAAUCUGGAGCUCCGGCAGGCGCUGUAUCUGUGUCCGGUUGCAAGGCCUGAAUGUGUCACUGCGGCAAAGAAAGAUUACGAGCCUCAGACCAUUUGCGAGCACCUCCAGUACUUGUUCGCCUUGCUCCAAAACAGCAAAAGGCGAUACAUUGACCCAUCGGGGUUUGUGAAAGCACUUGGCUUGGACACAGGUCAGCAACAGGACGCCCAGGAGUUUUCCAAGCUGUUCAUGUCCCUCCUGGAGGACACCCUGUCUUCUCAAAAAAACCCGGACGUGCGCGACAUCGUCCAGAAACAAUUUUGCGGAGAAUACGCCUACGUUACAGUUUGCAACCAGUGUGGCCGAGAGUCCAAACUUAUCUCCAAGUUUUACGAGCUUGAGUUAAACAUCCAGGGCCACAAGCAGCUGUCAGACUGCAUCACGGAGUUCCUGAAGGAGGAGAAGCUGGAGGGGGACAAUCGUUACUUCUGCGAGUCCUGCCAGAGCAAACAGAACGCCACCCGGAGGAUACGCCUGCUCAGCCUCCCUUGCACCCUCAACCUCCAGCUCAUGCGCUUCGUGUUCGAUAGAACCUUCUAAAUCUCAGUCUCGGAAGCCCAAGUGCGGGAAGGGGAUUUACCGCUCCCGGAAUGCCUACAUGUUGGUGUAUCGGUUGCAGUCGCGGGAGAAGUCCCUGGCUGUUGAACUCCCAGCUUUCCUGCAGGAGCUGGUGGAUGAGGACAACAGCCGGUUUGAGGAGUGGUGCCACGAAAUGGCCGAGAUGCGGAAGCAGAGCGUGGCGCGGGGCAAGGUCAAGCACGAAGAGGUGAAGGAGCUCUACCAGAAGUUGCCUGCCAAAGCUGGCUGCCCCUACGACUUUGUCUCCCUGGAAUGGCUGCAGCAGUGGCUGGACGAAUCAACGCCCCCCAAAGCCAUCGACAACACGGGUUGUUUGUGCUCUCAUGGCAAGCUGCACCCAGAUAAGAUCUCCACCGUCAAGCGAGUCUCGGAGGACGUGGCCGACUACUUCUACAAGCGAUACGGAGGAGGACCCAGGCUGACAGUGAAAGCCCUCUGCAAGGACUGCGUGGUGGAGAGAUGCCGGGUGCUGCGGCUGAAAAGUCGGCUAAGCGAGGACUACAAAGCCGUCUGCAACCUCCUCAAAGCAGCCGUCAAGGGGAGCGAUGGGUUUUGGGUAGGAAAGUCCUCCCUACGGAGCUGGCGCCAGCUGGCCCUGGAGCAGCUGGACGACUCGGACGAGGACACCGAGCCAAGCAACGGCAAGAUGAACGGCGACGCCAAGGAGAGAGAGGAGCCCAGUGCAGAGAAAGGAGGAGAAGAAGAGGAGCUGAAGUUCAACGAGGACAUUGUCUGCCCCCACGGUGAGCGGGGGUGGGGUGGGGGCAACGAUGGGACCCUCACUUGGUUCUAGCAGCCGCAAGGCAUUCCCUCCCCCCCUCCCUCCCUCCCUCGGGAGCCGUUCCUGCAACUAGCUUCCCCAGGAGAAUUGCUUGUUCCACUGUUCCUCCCAAGCCUGGCCAGGCACGUGUGGUGGGAAUCCAGCCGUUGACCUUUUUCAAAAUCCAGGAAGCGCUGAGAUCGCUUGGUCCUCCUGGUCAGGCUGACACCGGCGUCUCAAGGACACUCGCUCACCUUGACUGGAGACACAUUUGCAGCUGUGUGGCGUUGGGGAGAGACAUACCUCCCGCCAGGCCCCCCUAAUUCCACUCUCAGCCGAACUGGAGAGCAGGUGGAGGUGGCCCCAGCGGGGAUCAUACCCCAAAGCGUUUCUUCUUUCCCUCUACCUCCCUCCCUCCUUCCGUUUUUGUAUUUACUUAUUUUCUUCUUCACUCUGAUGGAUUUUUGGGGUGAGAUUCAAGCAAACUCAAGGUUCCAUAUUUACACCAAAAUAGAUUCCCUCU